AUGGCCCAUGAAAAGCCUGAGGAAGGAGUAAAGACUGAGAGCAAUGAUUAUAUUGAUUUGAAGGUGGUGGGGCAGGAUGGUUCUGUGGUGCAGUUUAAGAUUAAGAGGCAUACACCACUCAGUAAACUAAUAAAAGCCUAUUGUGAACGACAGGGAUUGUCAAUGAGGCAAAUCAGAUUCCAGUUUGAUGGGCAACCACUCAAUGAAAGAGACACAGCUGCACAGUUGGAAAUGGAGACUGAAGAUACAGUUGAUGUGUUCCAACAGCAGGUGGGAGGUGUCUACUGA
Messenger RNA from Nomascus leucogenys (northern white-cheeked gibbon), 288 nucleotides. RefSeq names its product small ubiquitin-related modifier 2-like. The record is from RefSeq and is a predicted model, not a curated record. Gene Ontology annotation, biological process: protein sumoylation. Gene Ontology annotation, cellular component: nucleus. Gene Ontology annotation, molecular function: protein tag activity; ubiquitin-like protein ligase binding. NCBI's taxonomy places the organism in Eukaryota, Metazoa, Chordata, Mammalia, Primates, Hylobatidae.